AUGGGAACAACUCAAGUUAAGGCUGGAAGCCCCACGAUCUACGACCUGAAAUACUUGUCUCUACUUGUGGUAAACAUCAGUGAUUCUAACCUCUCCUCUGUAGAAUCCAACUUAAGUAUCCAGAUGGAAGCUCCAAAGCUGCUGCCGCCUCAGAACAGGUCGUUUGUACCUACGGUUCAGCUGCCUGUGGAUGCCCUGCGCACCAUCCCAGAGGAGAAGAGGAUCAUUGGCUUGGUCAGCUACAUGCACCACAGUCAGUUCAAAUGUCUUGCGUGUCCAUCACUGUACAACUCACAGUAUUCCUUUGGUCAGCUUAACCAGGAGGAGAUUUCAUCAAUGGUUAUCAGAAUAGAGCUACUAGGGGAAAGGCAUCUCUAUAAUCUGAAUACGCCAAUCAAGAUGAAUUUCCCUACGCAAACAACUGGGACCAACACUUCGAAGUUACUGUGCCACUAUUUGGAUGAGCAUGAUUGGGACUGGAGAACAGAUGGAUGUGAGACUGACAACAGUACCCAUAACGACCAAAAUGACAUUAUUUGCAGCUGCAACCAUACAACACCUUUUGCCGUCUUACUGAUUAGGGAACCAAUUGGAAAAAUCCACUGGGAAAUACUGUCAUACAUCAGUUACAUUGGCUGCGGCCUGUCAGCUUUCUUCACUGCUUUGUCCAUGGUCAUCUACGUAUUCCACAGAAACUGCACAAAAGACUACUCCACAUCUAUCCAUAUAUCUCUGAGUGGGGCCUUGCUUUUGCUCAAUACAACCUUUCUUCUGACUGAGUGGGGGACCCAAGUGAAGCCAGGCUGGAUUUGCAUCUUUGUUGCAGCGCUCAUGCAUUACUCCUUGCUCUGCUGUUUCACCUGGAUGGCCAUAGAAGCACUUCACCUCUAUCUACUGUUCCUCAAGGUGUUUAACACCCUCUACAGACACUACCUGCUCAAACUGUCUCUUGCUGGAUGGGGGAUUCCUGGCUUAAUCGUGUCAGUCUUUUUGGGAGUUAACGACUACAAACAGUUUUAUGGAGUUACAAGUAUGACCAUGGCUGAUACUAACCAAACUACCUCUAUCUGCUGGAUCACAGACAACGCCUUCUUCUACUCGUUGAACCUGGUAUAUUUCACCAUUAUAUUUAUCUUCAACUCUGCCAUAUUUGUGGCAGUGGCCUCUAGUAUCUGUAAGAUGAGACGAGCAUUAGAGACUAACUCAAACCUUGGCGUAAAGACUGGGGAGAAGUCUUGGAAAGACCCAGAAAGGUGCAGUUCAUUCUGCAAGAGUGGCCUCACUGUGUUGGGUCUUACCUGUCUGAUGGGGACCACCUGGGGCCUGGCCUUCCUGGGCUCUGGAUAUGUCAACUACCCCAUCCUCUACCUUUUCUGCAUCCUUAACUCACUGCAAGGUCUGCAAUCAACUUAG
Molecule: messenger RNA, 1413 nt
Organism: Mugil cephalus (flathead mullet)
Lineage: Eukaryota; Metazoa; Chordata; Actinopteri; Mugiliformes; Mugilidae
Product: adhesion G-protein coupled receptor G2
Exons: 9
Coding region: 1-1413 (470 amino acids)
Biological process (GO): adenylate cyclase-activating G protein-coupled receptor signaling pathway; cell surface receptor signaling pathway
Cellular component (GO): membrane
Molecular function (GO): G protein-coupled receptor activity
Source: RefSeq, a predicted model, not a curated record